Messenger RNA from Struthio camelus australis, 1354 nucleotides. The record is from RefSeq and is a predicted model, not a curated record. Lineage: Eukaryota; Metazoa; Chordata; Aves; Struthioniformes; Struthionidae.
AUGCUGGUGCAGUGUUUACUACUGGGAUCCUAUGUGCUGAGUGAUGCCUUCGUGAAGCAACGCAGGCCCUAUGAAUCCCUGUUGUUUUCCUUUCUGCAGGAGCUAAGUGUGGCUCUGUACAGGCAUCUGCUUGGCCUUGAGGAGGGCGAAGGUGGCCUGGAUCAGCCUGCAGCUGGAAAGGAUCUGAACCUUCUGUGCUGUGACAUUGAUCCUGUGUUGAUUGAGAGGGCUCAGCAGUGCAGUCCCUUUCCUGCCUCCAUAUCCUUUGCCAGCCUGGACAUCAUGGACUGCAGUGCCAGGGGGCCGUUCUUGAGCUCCCACCUGAGCCGUUUCGGCCGCUCUGCCUUUGAUAUUGGCUUUUGCAUGUCUGUGACCAUGUGGAUCCACCUGAACCAUGGGGAUAGUGGCCUGAUAGAGUUCUUGUCCUUCCUCUCCUCUCUGUGCAAGUACCUGCUGAUUGAACCGCAGCCAUGGAAGUGCUACAGGGCGGCUGCACGCCGCCUGCGGAAGCUUGGCAGAAAUGACUUUGAUCACUUCCGAUCUCUUGCUAUCAAUGGGGACAUGGUGGAAAGGAUAACGGAGAUCUUAACGAAGGACUGUGCCAUGGAAUUGGUGUGUUGCUUUGGUAACACCAGCUGGGACAGAAGCCUGUUGCUUUUUAAAUCAAAGAGAUCAAAUCAUGAGGGCAGGGAGCCCUCGGAACAGGAGCAGGGCUGUGAUUGACAGAAAUGGCCUCUCACAUUCAUGAGUUCUUAGGAAAGAAGGUGUGUACUGGUUACAGAGUCAGAUCCAGGAAUUGCUAAAUGCCUGUCAGGAUCAUACCUUGACUUCCCAAGGGAAUUUGGGGCAAGUCACAUUUGUGUGUGGUGUGCGUUUGUUUUUGUUCUUCUCUAUUUGCGAAAUGCAGUGACGGUUUUAACCUGCCUUGUGGGUUCUGAGAUUUCCGUUCCUAGAAGGUGCUCUUGAAACAAAAGUUGCCAGAGAUGUGCUUUCUAUGUGUAUCAAGAAUAUUCCCUGGAAGAAAAGAAAAGAAAAUGUGCCUUUUCAGUCCCCAGAGCUUUUUAAGGAAGGGGAAGGAAAUUGCAUUUCUGUUGGCCCAUGUGAUACGUUGUUUUGCUUCUUGUCAUGUUUUCCUCUAUAAAAUACUUUGGGAAAAUAUAUAAUCUGUUUUAUCAGCCAUGAGCAAAUAAUUUGGGUCAUUGCAUAGGUUGUUUGUUUGGUCAAUAUUUUGGUCAGGCUGUGAUCAGUACACCUUUGUUUUUAUCAGGUAAGACUUGCAUGGGAUAUGCUUUGAAGCCUGACAGUGGUGUGAGUGUGUCUGUGUGUGUUUUGUUGUGGUUUUUUUUUGGCAGAG